AUGACAAAAGAUCGAUUGCCCGCUUUGCGGGCUGCACAAAAUGCUGAAGACAGCGAUAACGAUACCGCUUAUGUUGCCCUUAAUAUGGAAGAUAACAGUCGAUUUAUGUCGGAUUUUUUCGCUCAUGUGGACUCUUUACGUACCAAUAUCGAUAAAAUUAGUGAACUUGUUGAUGAAGUCAAGCGUCUACAUUCAACUAUCUUAGCUGCACCACAAGCAGAUGAUCGAACGAAAGAAGAACUGGAAGAGAAAAUGGGUGAUAUAAAAAAAUUAGCAAAUGAUGUUCGACAAAGAUUAAAAGUACUGGAAGAUGAACAAGAACGAGCAACAAACAGAAGUCCAGCACAGUCAAGAAUUGAAAGCUUACAGCAUGCAACUUUAUCUCGAAAAUUCAUUGACGUAAUGAAUUCAUAUCGAAAUGCAGAAAUUGAAUAUCGAGAACGGUGUAAAGCUCGUAUUCAACGUCAACUUGAAAUCACUGGACGAUCCGUAACCGAAGGUGAAGUUGAAGAAAUGCUCGAAUCAGGAAAUCCAGCUGUAUUCACUCAAGGAAUUAUGGUAGAAACAGCUCAAGCCAAACAAUCAUUAGCUGAUAUCGAAGCACGACACGGUGAUAUUAUCAAAUUAGAAAAGAGUAUCAAAGAAUUACAUGACAUGUUCAUUGAUAUGGCUGCACUUGUUCAAACACAAGGUGAAAUGAUCGAUCGAAUAGAGUUUAAUGUCGUUCAAUCCGAAAACUAUGUCAAAGCUGCCAGCACCGAUACGAAGAAAGCUGUGAAAUUUCAAAGCGCAGCUCGACGGGUAUGUCUAAAUGAAAUUGCUUCUCAUCAAAAAAAUUAUCCUUAUUGUCAUCCUGGUGAUCGUUGUGAUUAUUAUUGUGCUUGUGCUUGUAAUUUAUUUUGCUACGAAAAAAUCCGGCGCCAGUCCAUGAUUAUCCAUUUGAGUGCAAAAAAAUUCCUUAUCAUUGGAAUUUGUGUCGUUCUGAUUGUUCUUGUGGUUAUGAUCGUAGGAAUCGUCCUAGGAACAAAAAAGAACUAA
This is a messenger RNA of Adineta ricciae, 1038 nucleotides long. NCBI's taxonomy places the organism in Eukaryota, Metazoa, Rotifera, Eurotatoria, Adinetida, Adinetidae. The record is from the annotation of a GenBank genome assembly.